AUGGAGGCGACUGUGGACAAGUUUGGCCUUCGCCACCACAUGCAUUUUCGAGUUGAGUGCGUCUCGGCGUCGUGGAACGAAGACGGAUUCUGGGACGUCCGACUCCGCGAUCUCAUGACGGGCACGGAAUACGCGAGGACGGCCAGCAUUCUUGUGUCGGCGGUGGGCGGCAUCUCACGGCCUCGGGACGUCAAGUUUCCCGGUAUGGAUACGUUCCAAGGCGAAAUGUUCCACACGGCACGCUGGAACCACAAGUAUGACUACCGAGGGAAGAGAAUGGCCGUCAUAGGCAACGGGUGCAGCGCUGCGCAGGUAGUCCCCGAGGUUGCCAGGCAAGUCGCGCAUGUCACGCAGUACGCGCGAAGCCCGCAGUGGUAUCACGAACGGCCCAACAGGAGGUUUACGUGCUUCGAGAGGUGGUGCUUCAGGCACGUCCCGCUCCUGGGGCGAAUCCUGAGGCUUCGACUGUUCCUCGCGAGUGACAACAUGGUGACGACGUACGGACCGGGAGAGACGGCCACACGUCUGCGGCUGAGAGCAGAAGCUCACGCGAGGGAUUAUAUCGUGUCCACGGCGCCCCAGAAGUACCACCAUCUGCUCGUCCCGGAAUUUCCCUUGGGUAUGUUGAGGCCGUUUGUCCGUCGAGACUCCAGUCCUUCCCCCCCUGACCGGUCUGCAGGCUGCAAGCGCCGUAUUUUCGAUCCCGGCUACCUCGAGAGCCUUCAUCUCCCCAACGUCGAGCUUGUGCCUCACGGCAUAGAGGCCAUUGACCAGACGGGCAUCGUCAGCACCGACGGCGUCAAGAUCGAGUUCGAUGUCAUUGUCCUCGCAACUGGUUUCGACAUCCAGCGCUUUCUCGCGCCCAUGGAGGUUUACGGAAGAGGCGGCCGCAGUCUUUCGCAACAGUGGCAGGAGAGCCGGGGAGCCCAGGCAUACAUGGGGACCUAUGUCAACGGGUUCCCAAACUUUGCAAUUCUCUUUGGUCCCAACACCUUCCCUGCCCACAACUCGGUCCUCUUCGCGUCCGAAGUCCAAGUGGCUUUCAUCGCCAAAACAUUGCUUGCUCCCGUGCUUGACCGCCAGCUGUCGACCGUCGAGGUCAAGAGGACGGCGGAGGACCAGUGGGUGAGCCGCGUCCACUCGCGACUGCGAGGAGGCGUGUUCGAGGCCGGCUGCUCCAACUGGUACAUCAACAGCCACGGACGCAACUCGGCCUCGUGGCCCGGCUACGCGGCCGACUUUUGGAAAGAGUCGUUGAAGCCGCAGCGGGGAGUGUUUCUCAAGACUCGUCAAUCGCCGUGGUGGAUGUGGUACCGCGCGAAACGUUGGAUGCGGACCACAAGCUGGACCGCGUACGGUAUCCUGGGACUGCUGAUGCUAUGGAUGAUGGGGGGCCAGCGGUCCGGUCUGGGGAUUCAGUCCAGUCCACGUCUUGGUGUGUAG
Molecule: messenger RNA, 1443 nt
Organism: Metarhizium album ARSEF 1941
Lineage: Eukaryota; Fungi; Ascomycota; Sordariomycetes; Hypocreales; Clavicipitaceae
Product: Flavin-binding monooxygenase-like family protein
Exons: 2
Coding region: 1-1443 (480 amino acids)
Molecular function (GO): flavin adenine dinucleotide binding; NADP binding; N,N-dimethylaniline monooxygenase activity
Source: RefSeq, a predicted model, not a curated record